Molecule: messenger RNA, 2409 nt
Organism: Paramecium tetraurelia
Lineage: Eukaryota; Ciliophora; Oligohymenophorea; Peniculida; Parameciidae
Exons: 2
Source: RefSeq, a predicted model, not a curated record
AUGGGAAACAAGGAAUUGAAGGUGCUCAAUUAUAAUCCCCAAGAUCCAGACUUAAUUUAAUUCAGACAAUUGUACAUGCGUUAUCCGAAGUAAAGCAGUGUCAAGAAGUCAUAACUCAUUUAAAAUACUUAAGAGCUUCUAGAAUAUGAGAUCGUGAUUCACAAUGAGGCAUUUUCUGAAGUGUUUGAGCGUAAUCAUUACAUCAAUCUCAAAAAGACUUAGAUGAGAGUGGACAUUGAUUUAACUAGAUUCUGCAGUGGUUAUCACGGUCAACAGAUGAGAUUGCUUGGUUACAAUACCAUAUUAAACGAAAAGAAAUCCGUAGGCAAAUUCAUGCGUCUCAAAGACUUCGUUGAAUUAGUAACAGAGAAUUAAAAGAUUCGAAUUUUAGAUCUAAGUGAUCAUUCCUUUUAAUUUACUCGCAAACUCAAUCCAGAAGACAAAUUGCAAAUAGAAUACAGAUAUAUACUUAAACAUGAAAUACUCUAAAAUAAUGUCCGAAUAUUAUGCUUAUAACUUAAUCCAGAAUGUCCCUAUAAAAUAUCAAUCACUACACCAGAACUUUCAUCAGUGUUAUCGCCCACUCAUAAAUUACAAAUUAACAACAAUCAUAUCCAAUGCAAUUUUUAUAAGGGAACAGACUCUUCCCUGUUUAUUUUACUAUUUACAAUAAAGCCAGAGUUGAUAUGCACCAAGAUACAAUUCGGAGCCCCUGGGUAUUCGAUCAAUUAAAAAUAUUGCAUGUACUUGAAUCUUCCAUUGCCUACCACAUUGUAUGAUGAAAUGAUUUAUUUUAAUUGUGAGGAUCCACUGAAAAAUUAAGAAUAAGAAACCAUGGAAUCUAUGCCAUCUUAUUCAAGCAUCACUCCAGAAUCUAUAAAUUAACAUUAUUGGCCUUACUUUUUCAACAUCACUCCAAUUACUCAUUAAAGAAACAUAACAUUCUUCUUGGAUCAAAGCAACUCUAUGGAGGGAACCAAAAUCAUGCUGGCUAAAUAGGGAUUGCAAUUGUUCAUUCGAUCUUUGCCAUCAGAAUGUUAUUUCAAUAUUUACAGUUUUGGAAGCAAGUGGAGAAAGAUAUUCUAAACUUAUUAAAAGAUCUGCGAACCUGUUUUAAAGUAAUGCGAAAAAGAAAUUAAAAUGAUGGAAGGCAAUAUGGGAAGUACAUUCUUAUUGGGUGCUAUGAAUGAUGCAUUGCUCAAUUCUGUAAAGUCAUCGGAUGCUACAUGGUUUAUAUUGACAGAUGGCCGAAUAGCUGAAAUUGAAGAAAUAUUCGCCUUAUUGAAAUCUAAUCCUCAUAUUCGAGUGUUCUCCUUGGGAUUUGGAUUAGAAUUCGAUUAGGAAAUAGUGGAAUAAUUAGCUAAUCAAACCAAUGGGAGUUGCAUCUUCUGUCAAAAUGUACAGUCCUUAAACUCUUAAAUGAUCUAAUUAUUGCAAUUGGCCCUAUUGCCAAAGUUUAAAAUGAAUGUGAAAUUUGACAGUCAUUUACACAUCACUACUAUGUAUCCAAGUCCAAACAGACCUUAAAGAGAAUUACUAUGCUACCUGGAUAAUCAGCAGUUGCAAGACUAAUCAGAAAUAGAAUUAGAAAUCAAUUUCGGAAAUGAGAAUGAACCUCAGAUUAUCUAGCAAUACAAAUGCAAUUUAAGAGAUAUUCAAACCAAUUACUUGUUACAUCUCUAUGGAUACAUCUAAAUCUUGGAGAAGAUCUUGGAUGAAAUUUGGUAUUCAGAUAGUAUAUCCACCAUUUUAUGCAACCAACUUAAGAAUUCAUUCGAUAUUAACAACCCAUUACUGUUGCUAUUCUUUAAUCCACUUAACAUCCUUAUGAUUGACAACUGCGCUGUGAUCUGCAACAUCAAUAUAGAGAAUCUCUAGAAAUUGAUUAAUGAAUAAAAGAAAUCUCGGGAUUACUUGGGUCUAUUGUUGUAAUACAUAAGUGAUCAAACCUAUGAGUAAGCAAUCAAAUGUAUUAAUGCGAAUGAAAAGAUCUCCGAGGAAUCAGUUUCCAUCGAGAUGGGCUCCAGUUACACCUAGGCCAAUUAAGAUUAUUUGAUUAAGGUCAUCCAAACACAAUAAAUUGAUGGAUCUUUCAUGGAUCAGUAGGCUCUUGCUCUAGUUUGUCCCAGCUAAUCUAUGAAUGCUAUACUAGCUAAAAUGCCAGAAUCUAAUCAAAGCCAAUCUCUUGUUAAUGGGAGAUAAACCUAAUAACUACCUGAUUUCAUAUUAACACAGAUCUGGGUGACUGCCCUAGUGAUUGCAUAUUUGAAGAAAUACUAAAGACAACAAAGGGGCUAAUGGAUCAUCAUCUAUAUAAAAGCUAUUAAUUUUAUCAAAUAAUAUUUAAAGAAUUGGCAAUCCCUCUUAUACAAGGCCAGAAUUGAAUUAAUAAAUGCAGGUCUUAAAUGA